UUUGGCGAAGUACCACCGCCGGGUGGACCGUCAGCACGACGAUCGGGCCGAGCGGGAGGCGGAGAUGCUGCAGACGCUCCACUUCUUGAGCGUCCCGGAGUUAGAGCUCCAGGCACUGCGGAAAGAGCUGGCCCUCGCGGCAGAGUUGCCACCCAAUCCGACUGGGUUGCUGCUCGUGGGAGGCACCGCUCAGAUCUGCCAGCGAAUUCUGGUGCCAAAGAACUCCCGGCGGCGGCCUGUGCCCAGAGAUGAGCAGGAUGAGCAGGAGGCCCUCAAGAAGGCCCUGGCGGCCCUGCAAAAGGAGGGCCGCUCGGCAGCAGACAUGGCGGCACACACGGAGGUCCGGCGCAUCGCAAAG
Symbiodinium necroappetens is the source of this 358-nucleotide messenger RNA. The record is from the annotation of a GenBank genome assembly. Lineage: Eukaryota; Dinophyceae; Suessiales; Symbiodiniaceae.